Messenger RNA from Motacilla alba alba, 5836 nucleotides. It is a transcript of the gene EVA1C, whose product is annotated as eva-1 homolog C. The record is from RefSeq and is a predicted model, not a curated record. The transcript is spliced from 8 exons. Bases 223 to 1533 code for a protein of 436 amino acids. Lineage: Eukaryota; Metazoa; Chordata; Aves; Passeriformes; Motacillidae. Gene Ontology annotation, molecular function: carbohydrate binding.
CCGCGUCCCGAGUGCCCGCGCCGGCUGGACCCGCUCCCGCCGCGGCCGCUGGCAGGGCUGCUCCGCCCUCGCCCUCCUCCUCCUCCUCCUCCUCCCACGCGGGGCAAGGGCAGCCCCGAGUGCGCCCGGCGGCCCGGGGGGGCCGCACCGCCAGCCGGGACCGGCUGCACCAUGUGAAGCGGCGGGGCUGCCCCCCCGCCCCGAGCCGCCCUCUCCCGCACCAUGAGGGACGGGGAUGCGGGGCAGCACCCACGCCGCGCACAGGUAGAGCCCGGGCGGCUCCUCCGCCUCCUGUCCUGCGUGGUCCUUGUGUGCGGCGCGGAGGUCGCGGCUCUCGCCGACUUCUCAGGUUACCUAACGAAGCUCCUGCAGAAUCACACUGCCUAUGCCUGCGACGGGCAGCACCUGAGCCUGCACUGCCCUCGGCACUCAACCAUCAGCGUUCAGUCAGCGGUUUAUGGGCAGGACCCCGACAUGUGCAGUGCUUGGGAGCCUGAAACCAGGAUGGCAGAGCCCAGGAACUGUGUGGCACCCACCUCUUUGCAGAAAGUACUGGAUGAAUGCCAAAACCUGAGAUCCUGCCAACUCCUUGUCAAUAGUCGGGUUUUUGGGCCUGAUCUGUGUCCAGGGACCACUAAAUUCCUCCUUGUCUCCUUUAAAUGCAAACCUACUGAAUACAAAACCAAAUCAGCAUGUGAAAACCAGGAACUGAAGCUCCACUGUCAGGAAUCCAAGUUCCUUAUCAUCUACUCAGCCACCUAUGGCAGAUGGGCACACGAGGAGAGCGUCUGCUCAACAAAGGCGGAGCACACACCCCCCUUUGACUGUUUGUCUUACACAGCGCUGGAAGUGUUAUCAAAAAGGUGUUAUGGGAAACAGAGAUGCAAAAUCAUUGUCACUAGUCAGGAUUUUGGAAGUCCGUGCCUACCUGGAGUGACAAAAUACCUAAAUGUCAGCUAUGCAUGUGUUCCUAAAUUUAUCCUCACGGCAGUCAACCCCCUGGUCCCUGAUAACAAGUCUUCCAUCAAACAGAGCGAUGGUGUCGACCUUGAUCCAAGGGAAUCGAGACUUCCAAAGAAAGAUGGAACUAUUGUUAGCUCUAACUACUUGGCUACUUUUGCAUACAUUAGAGAUCACCCUGAAAGAGUCGCUCUCCUGUUUGUGUCCAGUGUUUGUGCGGGAUUAAUCCUCACGCUGUGUGCCUUAGUGAUCUGCGUGUUGUGUCCUGGUGACAUUCGGAAACUGCACAGGAAGAGGGAUCAGCUCGUCCCAGAGAGUGCCAGAGCCUACAGGAGCAGUGAGCAGGAGGAGGAGGAGGAAGAGGAGGGGGAGGAUUCCUCCCUUUCAAACACCCAGGAGGAGACAGACGGACUUUACAGACCUUCUUACUCAGGUUAUAACUCAGCAGAGGCAGCGGAACUGGCCGAAAGGAUUGAGCGCAGGGAGCAGAUCAUACAGGAAAUUUGGAUGAACAGUGGUUUGGAUAUGACACCCCCUAGAAAUAUGAACACAUUUUAUAUUAAUGAACAAUAAAUGGCUUAUUUUGGAUGACACUCUACCCCUUUUUUUUAAAAAAAAAAUGUACCUUCUGUGAAGGAACAUUUGUAUCAGUGAAUAUAAUUAUUUGUGAAAUAAAAAGAAAUAUAUACAAUAAAAAGAGGGUUUCAUACCCUUGACUGUCUAUAAAUGCUUCUGUGAAAAACAGUCUACAGUUUUAACUCGUGGUACAGAUUACUUUACACUGUAAUUUACAGUUUCACUGUAACUGCCAAAUGCAUGUUUAGGAAUAUUAAAAAAGGUGGAAAAUAUUUAAUCAGAUGUAUUCAACCAUCAGAACAGACCUGCCCAGAUGUGCUCCUGCUGCUACCUGUGCUGGCAAAUCUGUGAAGGACAAGCUUCAAAAUGGCUGCUGCUUUCAUAAAAGACUCUCAAAGUUGCCACACGCUAAGAAUACUUUACUUAAGGGAAACACUGGGUCCAUUUUUCUGAUCCUAAAGCAUGGUUAGAGCCAGCACUUGAAUGCAGGUCACAUUCUCAGGAUUUUUUAUCAGUUCACAAUCUUCACUUGAAAAUUGUUAGACUAGUCAGAUUUGGUUUCAGUUGGAGAGAAAAUUAAAUCAGUAAUGUAUCUAAGCUGAAACCAGAACAGCCUUCCUGUCUUAAAAAUGUCUCCAGUAUUUUUGCUGCAGCCCACAGGGAAUUUACUGAACAAAAGGAGGAAAAAUGUCACUUCCUACUGGUAAUACUUCAUGGGUUCACUGUGCUUCCCCACUUAGAUGCCGUGUGCCCAGGUAGAGUGUAGUAUGAAACACUUGGAAAGAAAACAGUGACGUGGCUUGUCAUUUCCUGCUGAUACAAAGUCAAAUUAAUCCUGGAAAAACUUUAAAGGGAGGAAGGGAGCUUGCUCAGAUGACUAAGGCACAAUCCUGUGCUCAACUGGAAAAAUCUCACCAGCAACUAGCAUCCUAUCAGCGGAAGGAAGAGAGGCUAAGGAGAUGGACGGAGGGUUGAGGUCACCCAGAGCACUGGGAAACUGCAGGAGAGGCCGGGCACAGCCCAAGAGCCUGGCUGCAAUCCCGCUGCUCCCCUGCUCUCCCCUCUCAGUAGGAAAUUGUCAUAGCCUGUGCUGUGCACAAUACUGAUUAACAGGUUUAGGUCUGGAGAAGCCCUUGCCUUGGUCCUGAGGGUGGAAGAAGGCAAGUUUGCCUUUGGAGAAGGCCCUGGGCCAGAUCUGGCUCCUUCCUCCCAAUUCACGGGGCAGGUGCCACCCAUUUCCCAUCAGAUCUAAAGGGACUGAUCUACAUCCCAACAAUUCCUCCUGCUGACAAACCACACUAGUGAAAAAAAACCUGAUCCUCUUCUUUUUAUGGAGGGGGCUGGGCUCUGGCCUGCAGGGCUGAGGGCAGGGGCCCCUGCUCUCAUGGGCUCCCCGAAACUCUGAGUUCUGGUGAUACUCCCUUCUGGAGGGCCUGAGGCCCACAGGCCAGCUGAUCUCCAGCUGAUCUUCUUUGGAAGUUAUCUGUCUGGCAGUUAAUGUUUAUAGUCAUUAAAAUUUGUGCAUUUUCUUCCCUCAUUUUUUAUUGGGAAGCCUCAGUGGGGUUUCAGCCCAUAAGCAGACACCCUAACAAAAGCUGGGAGUUACCUUUCCUUCAGACUUCACUUAAGACAAGGUAAAGUCAGCAUGCCCUAGUGGUGGCCACCUGGAGAACACCUGGUCCAGCCAGAGAUGGGACUCCACAACCCUUCUGGGCAACCUGUGCCAGUGCUCAGCCACCCCCAAAGUGACAAAAUGUUCCCUGAUGUUCAGAGGGACCCUCUUGUGUUUCACUUUGCCUUUGCUCCUGCCACUGGGCACACAGGUGCUUUCCCCACUUUGUUCACUUCAUCCACACCUCUGUCCAUCUGAUACCUCUCAUUGGGACUCCCAGCUGAAACCAGGGUCUUCACUCCUGGUGGCAAAACAACUGCAGUGGCAGCAGAUCAGCAGAAACCAGUUUGCAGCUUAGAAGUUAUUCCCUUCCUUGGGGCAAAGCGUUUCGCUUUUCCCAACUCCCAGUCCUCUCCUUGCUUUUGCACCCUUGGAGGAAAAAGACAUUUUACAUUGAAAUAGUGAUUUAACUGAUGAUCUGAUCCCCUCCUGACUUUCCUCCCUGCCUGCCACCCCUCACCAGCAGGCAGACAAUAAGAAAUUCCUCCAGGUGCCAGAGGAGCGUCUGCUUCCCAAGAUGGAGCAUUUCACAGACACUGGGAAUGUGUUUUGAGGGGAAAAAAAAGUGCCAUGCUUAAUAAUGCAUGCCUGUUUAAAUGGAUCCUCAAACAUUGUGACAGACCCUGUCCAAACCCCAGCACCAGGAGCAACUCAGCAGGGCAGGGGAGCAGCUUUUGCUCCAGGCUGGGAGGUGAAGCUUCACUCAGGAUCUGUUCCUUUGACUGAGCUAUUUAUAGGUCUGCAUUUGAGUUGCUAUUUUAUUCUUUUUGCAUAAACUUUCCAAGUCUAAUUGGAGAUAACUGUCAAUUAGUGGUUCACCUCAUUUCCAAAUACUCACUGUUGACAGCAGUCUAAGAGUCAGAAUGAAGAUAAACAUAGAAAAACCUGAUAAACAGACAUGGAAUUAUUUGGAUCUUUCUGAAACAACACCCAAAGUAUCCAGCAGACAAAGGAGAAAAUUAAUGAGGUAUGCACUUCUCUGUCCCAAGCCCUAAAACACCAGCAGCUGAAGUGCCAUAGCUGGAAUCUUUCCAGGCUGAGGGCUGAGGUAUCCACAGGGAGGGUGCCUUGAGGCAGCAGCAGCAGCAAUGCUAUGGGAAGGACACUCAGGGCUGGCUGUGGGAAGGAGUUUCAGCAGGAAUAUCCUUGCAAUUUCCCAGAAGAGCAGCCUAAGGAGAAAGUACUGCAAAGGAGAGCCAGCAAGUUGUUUGGAUUAAUUGGUUUGUGCCCCACACACAGCUGUGGGCAUGACACACAUCUGGAAAUUACAUGACCCAGCAUCAACAUCUGAACUUGCUGGAAGGCAACAUGCAGUGCUGGUGUGGCUGUUUGAACUCCCCACUCCUGCCUUGAAAUCAGCCUCAAGUUUGUCGCCAGGAACGCUGGGUGAGGUUGCAGGAAGCAAUAAAUAAAUCCUUCCAAUUCCUGGGUGAGGCAGAGAAUGGAGCAAUGUGGGAAAGCAAAACCGUGAAAAGAAAAGGAAUAAAACCAGGUGUGGGAACCAUAUCCAUUCAUCAGGAUGGUGCUAUGGCCACAAAACAAACAUUUUAGCAAUGUUCUGCUGUGUGCCUCCUUUGAGAGAGAAUGGAUUUUCUCUGUGGAAGGGUACAGCUACUCUCAAACUUCCGAAAAUCUUGUAAAACUUCCAAACUUCUUGUAAGUGCUUUAGAAGAAAGACAAAAUGCUUUUGCAAAGUUGCAAAUCUAUGUGUGGUGUUUCUAUCUUAUUAUCUCCAUGGACAGUUAAAUACCCAAAGGCUUACCCAAAGGGUUCCAAGUACUCUUUAAUCACCUUCCAGUGAAUUCAUUCAAUUUCAGCCACAACAAAUAAAUCCAGCAGAUCCACAAACACUGUUGUGAGAACUCCAAAAAGGAUCAGUGCUGAAAGUUUGCUCAGCUAAAGAAAAAACCAGCACCAAUUACAGCAGAGAACAGCAGUCAAAGAGGUGCAGAAUCUGUGUUAAGUAUUUCCGAUGCCUGCUUUUUCCUUGCUUUCAGAGAGGAAAUGAGAUUAUUAUAAGCUCCAGGACACUGAUUUUCCUCUUAGGAAGUAGAGGAACAAAGUGUUUUUUCAAAAACCUUUUCUGCCAUGUGAAAUAAUUCCAAAUAAAUUUUAAAUUAAAAAUAUUUGAAGUUUUUCAACUCAGAAGUGCUGAUUUUUCUUUUUGUAAAAAGUCAUGUUACUGUAAAGUUGAGAUUCAAGAAAAACUACCAGACACCAAACUUCCCUGAAAGAAAAAAAAAAAUCAGUGAUUGAAGCACAACCACCAUUAAUAGUUCACUGAAUAGCAUUCAUUACCUGUUCUGCAUCCAACUUCAAGCUGCAAGUUCAGCACUUGAUCGGUGUCUCUUCAACCAUACUAAUACAGAAAAUUAUGAUGAUUUUUUUACUUCCAUCCUAAAAGAGCUGGUCCUAUUAAACUUGGGUUUAUCCAAUCUACCUGCAAAUGAUGCUUAUUUUUGUAUACAAAUUACUGCCAACCUCUAUAUACCAGCAAGAAAAACUAAACCCGAAGAAUAAAAAUUAAGCACGAGGAUGUUACAAGUGUUUAGAUAAAAACACUUCCUUUAAAUGAUUAUUAAGAGGUUAACUCAUCUCAAAAUGACAGUUUGGAAAUAGCUAUGUUGA